Sinocyclocheilus anshuiensis is the source of this 1372-nucleotide messenger RNA. RefSeq names its product sodium- and chloride-dependent GABA transporter 3-like. The annotation marks the transcript as partial. Gene Ontology annotation, biological process: amino acid transport; sodium ion transmembrane transport; nitrogen compound transport. Lineage: Eukaryota; Metazoa; Chordata; Actinopteri; Cypriniformes; Cyprinidae. The record is from RefSeq and is a predicted model, not a curated record. Gene Ontology annotation, molecular function: gamma-aminobutyric acid:sodium:chloride symporter activity. Gene Ontology annotation, cellular component: cell projection; plasma membrane. The transcript has 9 exons.
GCUGACUUGCUACGCCACUGGCGCUCCAUCUAGUCGUAUUCGAACGCAAGAAGGCGAUUUGUGUGAACUGAUCCUACCGCAUCUAUGUUCGACAAUUUUGAAAUAAAAUGGUUCCAAUUUCCAGUGCUGACAUGCGCUUCAGCUACAGGUGUAAUCCAUAUGUUUCAGGCUGUAGGACGUCAUGACAGCCGAAAAGACGAUUCCCAUAAUAAAUGGAAAAGCAGACGAUUCGAUGGACCCCGAAGCGGCGAACCCGAGCGCAGUGUGCAGCAAUGAUAAGAAGGUGGUGAAUGAGAGAGGACAGUGGAAUAAUAAGGUUGAGUUUGUGCUGUCAGUAGCUGGAGAGAUUAUCGGCCUUGGCAAUGUUUGGAGGUUCCCAUAUCUGUGUUACAAGAAUGGCGGAGGUGCUUUCUUUGUGCCUUAUGUCAUCUUCUUCAUCUGCUGUGGGAUCCCAGUCUUCUUCCUGGAAACAGCGCUAGGUCAGUUCACUAGUGAAGGGGGCAUAACAUGUUGGCGAAAAGUCUGCCCACUGUUUGAAGGCAUUGGCUAUGCGACACAAAUCAUCGAGGCCUACCUGAAUGUUUAUUAUGUGGUUAUAUUGGCUUGGGCCAUUUUCUACCUGUUCAACUGCUUUACAACAGAGCUGCCCUGGGCAUCAUGUGGUCACUACUGGAACACGGAAAACUGUGUGGAUUUUAACAAUGAAAGCAUUGCCAACCUCACCAACCCAUAUGCCACAUCACCAGUCAUGGAGUUUUGGGAACGCCGUGUUCUCAGCAUAUCCUCUGGAAUCGAAGAAGUUGGCAGCCUUCGCUGGGAACUUGCUAUCUGUCUUGCUAUAGCUUGGAUCAUAUGUUAUUUCUGCAUUUGGAAAGGUCCCAAAUCAACUGGAAAGGUGGUGUAUGUCACUGCAACCUUUCCUUAUUUCAUGCUGUUGAUCCUCCUUCUUCGAGGAAUCACGCUGCCAGGAGCUGCAAAUGGAAUUAAGUUCUACUUGUAUCCUGAUAUCUCUCGUCUAUCAGACCCUCAGGUGUGGGUGGAUGCAGGCACGCAGAUCUUCUUCUCAUAUGCUAUAUGUCUGGGCUGUCUUACGGCUCUGGGCAGCUAUAACAGCUACAACAACAACUGCUACAGGGACUGCAUCAUGCUGUGCUGUCUGAACAGUGGCACGAGUUUUGUGGCAGGAUUUGCCAUUUUCUCUGUCUUGGGCUUCAUGGCAUAUGAACAGAAUGUGCCAAUAGAGGCAGUGGCAGUGUCAGGUCCUGGUCUAGCGUUCAUAGCAUAUCCUAAAGCUGUGAGCAUGAUGCCGUGGUCUCCAUUGUGGGCCUGCCUGUUCUUCAUGAUGCUCAUCUUUCUCGGGCUCGACAGUCAG